UAUAAGUAUCCGAAUACUACCACUUUUUCUUCACACGAAACUUGCCUGAAAUACCUCUUUAAUCUAGUACUAAUUAUUACUUACCAUCUCAUAGCCAUGUUGGAAGGGAAAGCAGUUAUUGGAGAAACAGAUAUGUUGCAGACGAUGCAACAGGAUGCGCUUGUUUUAGCCGCCAAAGCACUCGAUGUUUUCGAUGUCACAGAGGCCACGGAGAUAGCCAGGUUUAUUAAAAAGGAAUUUGAUCGGUUACAUGGAGCUGGGUGGCAAUGCAUUGUGGGGACAGAUUUUGGGUCAUUUGUGACUCAUUGUUCUGGCUGUUUCAUCUAUUUUUGUGUAGGGAGUCUUGCCAUAUUGCUCUUUAAGGGCUCUACUGGUAUUGAUGCUGAGGCUAACCAAUUUGGAGCCUUGGAGUCUGUUAAAGCUUAAAAGUUUUUUUUUCUUUCUUUAUGUUAUGCUCUUCUUGUAACAACUUGUCCUUUUAGUAAAGAUUACAAGAAUAAAAAAAUAUAUAUAGUAUUAAAUCUAA
Humulus lupulus (European hop) is the source of this 526-nucleotide messenger RNA. RefSeq lists its product as uncharacterized. Gene Ontology annotation, molecular function: dynein intermediate chain binding; dynein light intermediate chain binding. The transcript has 2 exons. The record is from RefSeq and is a predicted model, not a curated record. Gene Ontology annotation, biological process: microtubule-based process. Bases 97 to 426 code for a protein of 109 amino acids. Gene Ontology annotation, cellular component: dynein complex. NCBI's taxonomy places the organism in Eukaryota, Viridiplantae, Streptophyta, Magnoliopsida, Rosales, Cannabaceae.